Arvicanthis niloticus (Nile rat) is the source of this 381-nucleotide messenger RNA. NCBI's taxonomy places the organism in Eukaryota, Metazoa, Chordata, Mammalia, Rodentia, Muridae. The record is from RefSeq and is a predicted model, not a curated record.
AUGCCCUUGCUGGUACCUUCUACUAGCAUCCCCACACUCCAGCAUCCCUGCACCCCAGCAUCCCCACACUCCAGCAUCCCACACUCCAGCAUCUCUGCACCCCAGCAUCCCUGCACCCCAGCAUCCUUGCACCCCAGUAUCCCUGCACCCCAGCAUCCCUGCACCCCAGCAUCCCUGCACCCCAGCAUCCCUGUACUCCAGCAUCCCUGCACCCCAGCAUCCCUGCACCCCAGCAUCCCUGCACCUCAGCAUCCCUGCACCCCAACAUCCCUGCACCCCAGCAUCUCCGCACUCCAGCAUCCCCGCACCCCAGCAUCCCUGCACUCCAGCAUCCCACCUGCUACUGCUUAUGCAGUCACAUGCUGCAAAUACCCUAGCUGA